GUGUAAUGGAUGCUUAAAGUAGUAGUACUCACUAGUUUGCUUAUGAUUUUAUAUGUAAGAGACAUCAUUAUACUUUGAUAUGUCUUUUUUUUAAAUGCUGGAUAUGCUGUCUUUUUUUUUUAAUGCUGGACAUGUUGGACGUUCUUUUCAUAGAAUUGAUAUGUCAAAAGAAGUGUCAAGGGCUGCUUGGAACUCCACAUAUGAGAAAGGUCUUGUUGAUAUAUUACAUGACCAUAACAACAACCCAAAGUUCAAAGGGCAAAAUGGUUGGGUAUCAGAGGGUUGGAGGAGUAUCACCAUCAAGUUCAAUGAGAGAUUCCCUAUAGCACAUUUUACAAAGCAACAACUACAAGAAAAGGAGAAGGAACUUAAAGCAAGCUAUAAAUCAAUAAGGGAUGCAAAGAAACAGAGUGGUACGGGUUGGGAUGAUUCUAUGGGCAUGAUAAUUGCUGAACCAAAAAUCUGGGAUAAAAUUAUUAAGGAUCACCCCAAAGUGAGGAAGUUCCGCCAAAAGCCUUUUCCUCUCUUUAAUUACUUGGCAUCUCUAUAUGAAGGAAGCAUUGCUACGGGAGAUUUAAAUUUUACAUCAACUGAGCGAGUGGAACCUCCAAAUGAAAGAAGUACCUCCGAACAAAGCAUACAACAUGUGCCCCCUCCAAAUGAAACAAAUCCAUUUGCUUCAAGUUUGGAUGGUCAAGGGACAUCAAAUCAACAUAUUGAACCCAAUGAAGCUCAAUCUGCACCAUCCGAUCAUAAUUUAGGACAGCAAGAAGGUGAUAGUGGGAAAAAGCGCAAGCAAAGUCAAGUUGCAGCUGUUCUUGGAGACUACUUGGACUACAAAAAGGAACAAACAGAAAAAGUUAUGGAAAAUCUGAAUGAAAAGAAAAGACGUGAAGAUGAUUAUUCCAUUGAAAAGUGUAUCGAUAACUUGGAAGCCAUGGAAGAAUUAACCGAUGAAGAGAAGGCAGACGCAUUGGUGGUCUUCGAAAGUGAGGUGAAUAGACAAAUAUUCAUCAAAACCAAGAAUCCAAAUGUGCGAUUAAUUUGGCUGAAGAAGAAAAUUACUCCAUAGGUAUGA
Phragmites australis (common reed) is the source of this 1078-nucleotide messenger RNA. RefSeq lists its product as uncharacterized. The transcript is spliced from 3 exons. NCBI's taxonomy places the organism in Eukaryota, Viridiplantae, Streptophyta, Magnoliopsida, Poales, Poaceae. The record is from RefSeq and is a predicted model, not a curated record. The coding region runs from base 95 to 1072 and encodes 325 amino acids.